CAGCCCAGAGCCUGAAGAACAGUAAGACGAAAAUGGACGGAGUGGGUUCGUUUGGUGCUGGGAGAGCCGGGGCUGCUUUCGACCCUAUUGCCUUUAUCCAACAGCCGCAGACCAUCCUCAGAAUAUUAUCAUGGAUCUUCUCAAUGGUAGUGUUCGGAUCCAUAAUAAAUGAAGGCUAUGUCAACCAUGGCAGUCAGAGGCUCUAUUGUGUUUUCAACAAGAACAACAGUGCCUGCAAUUAUGGAACCACUAUUGGGCUCAUAGCAUUUCUAGCAUGCAUUUUCUUCAUAAUCCUUGACAUGAAGUUCCAACAAAUCAGCAGUAUUAAAGACAGGAAGAAGGCAGUGAUGCUGGACAUUGGAUUUUCAGGUUUCUGGGCGUUUUUGUGGUUUGUUUGUUUCUGCUUCUUGGCCAACCAAUGGCAGUGCACCACCCCAGAUGAGCUGCCCUUAAAUCAGGGAGCGGAUGCUGCCAGAGCUGCCAUCACCUUCUCCUUCUUCUCCAUCUUCACCUGGGCAGGUUUGACCGUGAGAGCGGUGCAGAAGUACAUGCUAGGGACCGACAUGACCCUCUUCACCACAGAGCACGUGGACGGCAACCCACCCAUCCAGCCCUACCCCACCGGCCCAAGCACCGAGCCCAGCGACACAUACCAGAGCCCACCCUUCACCGAGAACCUGGACUCCAGCGCCCCAGCCUACCAGGUGCCAAUUUACUGAAACGGUGCCUAGCAAAAGUCCACAUGCGAUGUCUUUGUGUGUCGGAGUCAGUGUGGAUGCCUGGCACUGGUCUUCACACUGAAGUGGUGUGACAAUGUUCAUAGGUAGAACUUCUGUACAAGAAUAUGUUGAUUGUGAUUUCACUUUCGUUCGGAAUAUUACGUGUUUAUUUAUCAGCUGGAAUGAAACCGUUUGAGGUUUAUCAGUGUUGUUUAAAAAUGAAAAGGUUAGGUUGCAUGUGUUAUAUUUAGAGAGCUAUGAAGUGCCAUGCAUCACAAACAAUACCUUAUAUAUUGAGUUUCCAUAAUGCUGUUGGGUACUGUAUAUAAAGUGCAAUAUCUGAAACAUGGAAUCACCAAAACAUUUUUGACACAUUUACAUGUUCUCCAACUAAAAGAUUCCGGGAGGUGGUUUUCCUAAAAGAGGGUAAGGGUUUUGCUGUAGAUAAGGUUUAUCAAAAUGUUGUUGAUUCAGUGUUUGAUUUAGUGAAGCCACUAAAAGUGUUACGACAAAGUCCGAUUUUAUUUUAAAAGGAGUUUUGUAGCUUACAGCGUGUGAAUACUUCUGACUAUAUCAGAAUAUAAAAAUUAAAUGAAUCCCACUAAAAAGAUUUCAAACAAAUGUUUUUUUUUCAAAGCCACAAUCAGUUGGCAUUUUAAAAUUGAGGUAAUACAAACAUAUAAACUGGCAAUUAAUAUAAAUGCUUUUUGAAUGCAGUUACAAACUUGGACAAUGACUUCACUUUGUAUGUUUUUUUAACAUUACAAAUUGCUAGCAAGUAAGUAAAAUGUCAUUUUUAAAAGAAAUGAAUGCUUUUAUUCAGCAAUGAGACAUUCACAAUCAAAAGUGACAGUAAAGACAUCGGUAAUGUUACAGAAGAUUUCUAUUUCAAAUCAGUGCUGUUCUUUUGCACUUUCUAUUCAUCAAAGAUUCCUGAAACAAAA
Molecule: messenger RNA, 1663 nt
Organism: Carassius carassius (crucian carp)
Lineage: Eukaryota; Metazoa; Chordata; Actinopteri; Cypriniformes; Cyprinidae
Gene: syngr3a
Product: synaptogyrin 3a
Exons: 4
Coding region: 33-719 (228 amino acids)
Cellular component (GO): synaptic vesicle membrane; neuromuscular junction
Source: RefSeq, a predicted model, not a curated record